CGAUGAGGAGGCUGAGCAUCGCCGCCGCUGCACUGCUGCUCAUCUCUACCGCUGACCGAAGCUGGUUACUAUCGUUCUGCAGUGUUUGUGACAAGUUGCCUCGGUUACAGUGAAAAUAAAUGCCUCGCGAGCAUGGAUAACGACUCGUGUUCGGAAAUACUGAAGCGGUCUAUAAAACUAGGAGAUGUUGUUGAAACGAGAAAGUAUCUAGACCACAACAAACUCACAGAAAGGGAGAAGAACACCGUUUUGCAUCUGCUACUGGAAGGCAGCUCGAGCAAUGGACAGACGCCCAGGGUUGAGUCGUUCAACCCGCGUGUGCAAAUUACCUACAUGCUGUGUGCUUGUGGCGCCAAUGUUGAUCAACUCAACCAGGACGACCACACCCCUCUACAGGUGGCAGCACACCAUGGCAUGAAUCACCCGUGCGAGGCGUUGUUGCAAUGCGGCGCCGACAUGUACGUCUCCUUCAAAGAGGAGGCGGGGUCUAUUGUAGUUGGCGUGCGGAUGAGCUAGCGGCAUCUACAUUCUACAGAA
Messenger RNA from Priapulus caudatus, 537 nucleotides. Its product is annotated as protein fem-1 homolog A-like. Bases 133 to 516 code for a protein of 127 amino acids. Gene Ontology annotation, molecular function: protein binding. The record is from RefSeq and is a predicted model, not a curated record. Lineage: Eukaryota; Metazoa; Priapulida; Priapulimorpha; Priapulimorphida; Priapulidae. The transcript is spliced from 5 exons.